AGAAGAAGGAGGAAUGUAGAUCUGGAACUACAACUAGAACCUUGAGAAUGUAAAAAAAUUGCAAUGGGAAUGAAACUGAGUUAAUUUUUCCGACCAGACUAUUCCGCAGCAAAACCCCACAAGUAUGUCCGAAGAGCCAGCACCUCCCGCCGGCGCGGAGGAGCCCGCGGCUGCCGCUGCGCCGGAAGAAGCCGGUGCGGAGCAACCGAACGCGGCAGGUGCGGACGCGCAACAAUCGGGAGCAGGUAGUAAACCGGGCGGACCAUCAGCAGCUACACCUGCGGCAGGUUCAGGUGGUCAGAGGUCUUCAGCUCCACCUGCGAAAACCACAGCAGCACCCCACGACGACGACGACGACCACAGUGACCACGACCACCACGGCUUGCGGUACUGGCUUGAACACAACAUCUUCGAACAACCAGUGUUCGAGAUCGGGUUGAUUUUCCUGAUCAUCCUCGAUGUCGCGGUGGUUGCUACCAUAUGCAUUGCAAAUAUGUCUGGGUCUGGAAACAUUGAACUUCUAAUGGUAGUCCAACAUUCCUGCAAAAUCUGUAUUGCAUCAUGACUAACAAAACGACGCCUCCUUUUGUCAUACAAAAGCGCAGUUUGUCAUGCUUGGCUGCACUUCUGGGAAGUAUUUUAGUCGUGUACAUUUCAGCAUCACAAGUUUCCAGACCGAGACAUACUUAUUUGCACUUGAUACACCAUGGCGACACUGGACACCAUCGUCGAGUUUCCGUUCGACGCGUAUCCUAUGUAGAAACGUGCUCACACCGUAGUCAAGAUUGGAAAUCUGCUAGACAAAUCAACAAGCUUCGGCUGCUGCGCAUGAUAAGUUUGGCCGCGUAGUGUAAUCCUGUCAAGCCUGGUCAGCAGCGUCACAGAUCUCGCCUGCUAUGCUGAUUAGAGCACUAGAAACUCCAAAACACGAAAAGAGAAUGCUUCUCAUGCGGUUCCGCAUGCCAAACGUUUUGAGCAUGCAGAUUUGCAUGACAGCUAUCGGCUGGAAGCGUUUUUACAUAGGAUAUUGCGGACCCGAAGUUCGAGCCGGGCCGGGACUUCGCCCUAGUCUACAACUGGCGCCACCAUUUGCAGUUCUACGAGGGGUAUCAAAUGUAAAAAUGUCUGGGUCUGGAAACUUGUAAUGCUAAAAAUGAAUGAUAGACGCACUGCAAUACGCAGCUAUGCAUGACAAAUUUUUUGGCUGCCAUGUCUUACGUAUUCCGCAUGGCAAACUGCGUUUUCGCAUGACAGGUAAGAGGGCUUUUUCGUGCCUAUGCAACACAGAUUCCCGAGUCAUGCCAGACAAGCAUGACAAACUUGCAUUCUUCCAGACCCAGACACUUUUACAUCUCAUAAGGGGUCCCCGGGCGUGUUUUACGAGAACGGACUCUACCACGAAAUCCAGUCGGCGUUGUCGGGCGAAAUAGUGAGAGGAAAAAUCCCCCCUCCCCAUAUCGAAAAGGUAUCUUUCCGAAAAUUUGUGUUGCUGAUUUGAGGUCACAAAUCAAUUUGUGUUGCAAGAAGACAAGGGCAGAAGCUUCCGCCCCAUUAUGGAAGCGGCUUGUCAUGCUGUUGGGCCUAAAGGUCAGCCGUCUGCAAUGCUGAACAACUAGACCCAUACGCCCCUACCUAGCCUGGGGGUCUGGCCGCCAUGCCUCUCUGCAAUACAAAUCUGAUUUGUGUACGCAUAUCCAGCAUCACAGAUUUCCUUUUUGAUAUGGGGUGGGGGGAUUUUUCCUUUUCAUACGAAAACGCCACUACUUCCAACACAUCAAACAGCAGUUCAGCGCUGGUCGGAAGCGGCUUCAGCGGGAGUAGCGGGGGGACAACCGCAACGUCGUUCUUGGCAGAACACGGAAAUAAUAAAAUGGACGAUAAGAGUGUCCUGAGUUCGACAACGGCAAUCGAGGCCAAAAAUCAAGACGGAAGGGAAGACGAAAUAAACCGUGAAAGAAAAACAGCAACCUCGUCGUCUUCGACAGAACCCGGGUCGUCGUUGCGAAAAAAACAGCGCCGGUAUGAAAAUUCGCACAACUUUCUUCUCCCACAUUUGAUGCGAGAGAACGACGGGCACGACGAAGGAGGAGCGGCACCGGAGUGGCAGCUGCAGUUGCAGCUGAAUCAUGAAGACAGCGCGGCCGCGGCAUGGACCUCUUCACAACGACCUGAGGACACAGUUUCGGUACAAAAUGUCUCGCCCUCGUCGUCACAGCAACGCUUCGUGAAAGCCAAUGCCAAAGCUACUACAUCAACAAAUGCGGACAGUUUGCAUAACAUUAAAGCGAGGAACAGCAAAAGCAGAUUGAGACGAGAACAACACGCGGAAAGAACUUCAUUGUCCCCGCAACAAGAUGAACACGAACCACUAAAAGAUGUUGUUGGACCACAAGAAAACACAAAUAGUCCCGGUAAAAAAACUGCGGUAGAAAUAUUCGCGCCCGGGGAUGAAGAUGAAGCUGAAGAACAACUUGCCAACACAGAUGCAACAGCAUCCUUGGUGCAGUUUUUGCAAACACAAAGUUCCGGCGGGGAUCCGGUGCAAGAAGAAGAAGAAGACAGCGAUGGAUAUCAGUACGAGAACUUUGCAACAAAUCCUCUUCCUGUGAAUCUGGAACGCAACAAGCGCCAGCUCCAGCUGCUCCGGCGCAGCGAUUAUUCGCCAGAGUUGCAUCAACAUCAACUUCCAGAAACUGCUCAUGACCGCGAGCUGAUGCCCACCACGACCGAGGAGUCUACAGCUAGCGCAGCUGGUUCUCCUACUCACGCAAAAACCAGCACCAGCAGUUUCUCUAGAAGAAGUACUCUAAAACGCUGAAUUAGCGGCAAAGCCGGUAAUCCCUGUGAAGUCCAAAAGCCCAUGACCCUCGUGCAUCAAGGCCUGCCGGCCGUGCUUCAAAAUCUUGGAGCAGAACUACUUUGCAAAUUUGGCAAACGUGCCUUGCAUGCUUCGUUUUGUCCAAAUGCAGCAAACCUGUGACGUUGCUCGUCGCCGCGGGCCUGGCUUACCUAACUUGCCUGCCCCAGGUGACAAGUCUGAAACGCAGCCGCCUCAGCGCACAGGCUUCGUAGAGCAGGCGGGCGCGCCCGGGCGUCCGCUGGUGCGCCCCUCGGCGCCGACGUUUUGUCACAGAAUGAGGCCCCAGACACUCCGUUAACCAGACCUCGGGGUACCCAGAGGUUCUGUUUAUCGCGAGCUGUUUUUGGAUUUUUGGGUCUGCAGCCAAAAAUCCAAAAACAGCUCGCGAUAAACACGACCUCUGGGUACCCAUAGGUCUGGUUAACGGAGUGGCGCAGGGUCCAUUCCUGGACACAACGUCGGCCUGGGUUACGGGGAUACUGAAUCUACUUAACACGACCUUUGGCCAUGCAAAGGUCAUGUUAAGCGGUUUUUUUUCCCGGCAGACUCAGGGAGUCCGGGACUCAGGGAGUACUCAUUUGCCCUUGCGCUCCUGUGUCCCUAUUCACGGGUCAGCUCAACUUCGAGCCUGUUUGCAAUAUUAGCGUCCGCCCUGAAUCCCGAUUCAGGGUUCUAGGGAUCGCUUAUCGCUGAGAAAUCGCAUCAAAUGUUGGGCGAGAGAUCGUGGAAAGUUGGAUUCUCACAGAGUGGCCGGGUUUGCCGCUUAUUCCCGUACUCAGAGUAGUGGUGAACAAAUCCCUUCACGCUCGACCCGCCCCAGCAUCGUGACCAAAAGCAGUCAAAGUGUCGUCCAAAAGCCCCCGCGUGGAACUAUCGCGCUGAACGAAAUACGGAAUCACGCGGCAGACCCAGGCCGAGACGAUGAGCAAAAACGCGACCAGUUGCACCAGGGCGUGGACGCGAGCGACGACGACGAUGAAAAUUCGCUCGACAAUUUUGCGGAGAUGAAGCUCUUGAAUACUUCAAUUGCAGCAGCCAGCAACGCCACCACAGCUGCACCCCAGACUACAGACGUUUCCGGACGGCUGUCGUUUCCGGACGGCGCAUUUGGUUUCCAAGCUUACAACCACAGUUUUUACCAUGUGGCACAGGAAAUCCCGCCGACCCUGGCGAUGCCGCACGCGGACGUGGUGAUAUCAAACAAAAAAAGUUCGUCACGAUCAUUCAUGCGCAUUUUUGCAAUACAAAAUUGUUUGCCUUGCGUAAAAAUGCAUCACAGCCAAACUUCGUUAGGGAUUUCCCUAGUGUUUCUGCAAUACAAGGAAAAUUUUUGACGCUAAGAAAAUUUGUAAUGCAAACGCAAACCCUGCAAAUUGGUGACUGUGAUAAACUUUUUUCUCUCCAUAGGUCAAGACGAAGAUCCACAAGUGGGAAAGCUUCCGGCACGGUCUCCACUUCUGCGGGCAGAUCAUCGCGCUCAUGUUCAUGAUCGAGCUCACGCUGCACAUCUUCUGCCACGGGGUCAUUCACCACUUCACGCACGGGUCCAAGCUACUGAUCAUCGGCCACUGGCUGGACGCGUUUGUGAUUCCCUUCAGCUUCAUCACCGAGUGGUUCCUCGCGGAAGAUUAUGCAGUGCAAAUUAGUUCUUGCAUGGAUCUGGUUCUGGAUUUAAUAUGAUGCGCAUUUUCCUGAUAAUUGAAUAACGACCAGAUCCCCUGAUGUUCAUGCUCCAUCAAGAGGAUCAAUCAACGUGCUUGUCGUGUAGAGCGCUUAUUCAUUUUUCCAGACCCGGAGGUAGACCACACUACACUUUUGCACUGGAUAGCGAAAUGCAGUCUUCGUCUUUUGUGACCGGCUUGCGGCUGUGGCGCAUUCUGAAGAUCUGCGUGGGGGAAACGGUCUUGGCGGCCCAAAUCGCCGCGCGCGAGGAGAAGGCGGAAGACCACGAACGGGAAAAAAUGAUUGAGUUCUUGGAGGAAAAGAUCGAAGAGGGAACAGCGGAAGGGGACGAUCGGAAGUCACAGGUGGUGGGGCAAUUGCUAGAGGAAUUCAAAGUGUUGCACCCACAACACACUCACGAUGACGACCAUUGAUGAAAAGUCGAGCUGUAGCGGUGGAAUGAAAAAACCAAAACAGAAAAAUUUCUUCUGCUACUAGCUAGAGCCACACUUAUACGCAAGUUCCACUACACUUCUAUACAAUUCGAAGAAUAUGAAAAUUUCAAUUUGCUGUAUGAUACACACACCUACCGGAUAGGAUACCGAUAGCGAUAAUACUCAACCUGUUUCAUCUACACUAAUAUCUGCACCACGAAAACGAAUCUAUCAAAACUUUGUAUUGCUUUGCUUUGAAAUACUUUUUGUUUUUGCACUUGUAUCAAAACAAUCUUGAGAAUUAUUGAAUGAAUGAAAAUUCAAAAACGAUCCAUAAUGGCUCGAACCCGUUUUCCGACCAAAGAAAAAACUCGAGGAGUCGAUUCUUGAUAUUUUUUCUCGCCACUCAAGAUUCAAUGUUUCCAGGUUUGUCGACAUACAUUUCCG
Molecule: messenger RNA, 5403 nt
Organism: Amoebophrya sp. A120
Lineage: Eukaryota; Dinophyceae; Syndiniales; Amoebophryaceae
Source: the annotation of a GenBank genome assembly